Messenger RNA from Mesorhabditis belari, 1290 nucleotides. The record is from the annotation of a GenBank genome assembly. Lineage: Eukaryota; Metazoa; Nematoda; Chromadorea; Rhabditida; Rhabditidae.
AUGGAAGCAAUGACGAGGAUCAAAUUCGAGUCAAGAGAAAGCUCAUCGAGUGAUGUGCCGCCCGAUCCAAUUCCCUCAACUUCCCAUGGUGAUUGUAUAAUCUGUGAGCAAAAAGCGCACGGGAUUCAUUUUGGAGUACUCUCUUGUCGGGCUUGUGCUGCUUUCUUCAGGAGAACUAUCGUCCUCAAAAAGGAAUAUCCGUGUCGGAGAUUCUCGAAGAAAUGCAUUAUAUCAAAAGAGAUUCGAUAUUUGUGUCGUUAUUGCAGAUUUCAGAAGUGUAUCGAAGCGGGGAUGACACCGGAUAAUGUCGUUUACCCGAAAGACGGCGAUUUUCAAGGAGAAGAGCCGAAGAUUCGCGUGAAAAAAGAGCUCAAGAUUGAGACCUCGUCGCCAAAACCUGAAACAAUGCAGGAACCCUUCAACCCGCCCUCCUCCUCAUCCUCCUCAAUAUCGACAAGCGUUCCGGCGACGAAAAUCUCCGUCGAAUGUAAAUCGCUUGCCCAGAAACUCAUCGAGAUUUUCAAGACGUUUCAUCCACUCGAGAGUCGAAGCGAUCUGACGGGCAUUCACCAGUUAGCCAUGGCCACCUACUCACUCAAGACGCCCGAUCCCGAACUACAGAUUUUGGAAAUCCUGGACAUCAACCAAAUUGGUGGCUAUUGGACCCGUGUGUUAGUCGAUGUGGCCCAAUGGAUGCAGUACAUAAAAGAUUUUGGGAUAAUCGAUUUUCAGGACAAGAUCAAAAUCCUCCGCAACUGUUGGUGUUCGAUCCAUCGUUUGUUGAAUGUGGUCGAAUCACUCGAGGCUUUCGGCGAGGAUGUUUUCAGUGAACAGGUGAUGAUCAUCGGGAAAAAGGCCGUCUCAGCCAAAAAGAGUCAAUUCCCAAAAGAAAUCCCGUCCUGGCAAACAUUGCAAAGCAACUUUGUUAAAUCAACGGUGACAGUGAUCGAGGCGAUCGCGAGGCCGAUGUUCGACAUGUGCGCCACACAUAUGGAAUUGGCUUUUCUGUUGGGGAUGACGCUUUGGGAUUUGAAAGGCUUAGCCGUUUCCGAGUCGACGCUGCUGAUCGCAGAGAGAUUUCAGGCGCGACUGGCCGAGGAGAUGCACGAGUAUUACACGAACACGUGGAAAGUCCCAUGCUAUGCACCGAGACUUAUUCAACUAAUGGAAAUAUUGAGGGACAAUGAGAACCUGCAAAAAGAGCGAGCCGACCGUCUCUCCCUUCUCCAACUCUUCGACAUUUUAAGUCUUGAGAUCGGCGAUCAAUCGUUGAUCGAUCCAUUGAGAUGU